AUGGCGGAAAGUGUUAAAGAGCGUGGAGAUGGAAGUGCAGAGCUGGUGAAAUCCAUGGCUGAUAAGCAAUCUAGUCUCAUGAGACCAGCUGCUAGAUACUACUCUGCUCUUAAAGAUGCUAUGGUUUGUGGGCAAGGAAGAUAUACGCUUGUUAAAGACGUGGACGAAGUUGAAAAUGGAGCCUAUGACAAACCUCUUCCAUGCUUUGGUUGUGGAAUCGGAUGGUUCUCCUUUCUCCUAGGUUUUGUGUUCCCUUUGUUGUGGUACUAUGCGACAUUUCUCUAUUUCGGGAACUACUACCGUAAAGACCCUAGAGAAAGAGCCGGUCUUGCUGCUUCUGCAAUCACUGCGAUGGGAUUCUCUCUCCUGCUACUGGUGAUUGCUGUUUUCAGGUGGUUUUAG
Molecule: messenger RNA, 402 nt
Organism: Microthlaspi erraticum
Lineage: Eukaryota; Viridiplantae; Streptophyta; Magnoliopsida; Brassicales; Brassicaceae
Source: the annotation of a GenBank genome assembly